AUGAAACUCAAGGGUAACUUGUCCAGACUGCUGGACAACACUGCCAUUAAGCAGCAACAAUUACCUGCCUGCAGCUUUUAUUUCUCUGCCACCAGAAUCCUCGCUGCCUUUUUUGCCACAGGAGUACUCUGCCUUGGCAUGGGCAUCAUCCUCAUAUUGUCCUCCAAGAGUGUCAAGACAAUAGAGAUUAAUUACAAAAAAUGUGCAAAUUGUGCAAAACUGCAUGAAAAUGCCUUUAAUUUUGAUAAAGAAUGCACCUGCUCUAUUCCCUUUUACCUUCCAGAGAAAAUGCAGGGUAAUGUCUAUAUGUGCUACAAACUGUAUGGCUUCUAUCAGAACCUCAAUCGAUAUAUUCAAUCCAGAAGUGAUAGCCAACUGUCGAGUGAAGAUAUAAAAAAUGUUGAGGGCUGUGCUCCAUUUGAAAAGUUGCACAAUGGGACCCUCAUUGCUCCUUGUGGUGCCAUUGCCAACAGCAUGUUCAAUGACACCAUUAUUCUUUCAUAGCAUCUUAAUUCAUCUAUACGUAUCAAAGUCCCAAUGCUAAGGAGUGGAAUCACAUGGUGGACAGAUAAGUAUGUCAAGUUUCAGAAUCCAAGUUCCAGAAAUCUUCCUAAUGCAUUUGCAGGAACUACAAAGCCUGUAUACUGGUCUAAGCCCAUCUACGACCUGGAUGAAGAGGAUCCAGGAAACAACGGCUUCAUCAAUGACAACUUCAUCGUGUGGAUGCAGACAGCUGCCUUUCCCACUUUCAAAAAGCUUUACCGUCGUCUAAAUCAAAUACGGCAUUUUAUCGACAGCUUGCCUGCUGGUAACUAUAGUUUCAACAUAACCUAUAAUUUUCCAGUAACCGGAUUCCAAGAAGAAAAAGCAGUUGUUCUUUCCACCCUGACAUGGAACGGAGGCAGUGGACUUUUCUUAGGCUUCGCCUACACUGUGACAGGAACCAUGACUUGGUUGGCCUUCUUUUCCAUGAUGGCAACUCAAUUAAUGCUGAAAAAAAGGAAAACAUUCUCCCUCCAGCAGUAAAGCUUUCUUGAGCUUUAAAAAAGAAAUGUAAAAGAAAUGGACAGUUCAGUAACAGAGCCGAAGAUCUCUGACAAGGCUUGAAAUGACUGGGAUAUUU
Choloepus didactylus (southern two-toed sloth) is the source of this 1123-nucleotide messenger RNA. RefSeq names its product cell cycle control protein 50C-like. The record is from RefSeq and is a predicted model, not a curated record. Gene Ontology annotation, cellular component: Golgi apparatus; endoplasmic reticulum; plasma membrane. Gene Ontology annotation, biological process: phospholipid translocation. NCBI's taxonomy places the organism in Eukaryota, Metazoa, Chordata, Mammalia, Pilosa, Megalonychidae.